GUUAUAAAUUCGGCUAGUUGCGCUUUGUGGCGAUAAGCAAUCAGAGCUCAUAAAUUCUUAUCAGAUUAUUGUAGAUUUCAACGCAGUCAUAAUGCCCGAAUUCGUGCAAGUACAGGGAAUCAAGCAGCUGGAGGAUGCCCUCAAGGCGAACGCCAAAAACAAUUGUCUGAUCUAUAUGUAUUUCUUCGGGGAGAAGGAUAACAAAGGCGUAAGCUGGUGUUCCGAUUGCGUCGCCUCUGAGCCAACUGUGCAGGCAGCUUUUCGUAACAAUGCGCAUGAGAAUUCAUUGAUCUAUGUUGUGGACGUGGGCAAUCGGGAGUACUGGAAGGAUGAAGCGAACAAUAAAUUUAGACUGAAGCCGUUCCUAUUAAAAGAAAUACCUACAUUGUUGCGCUGGAAUGGCGUGGAGCGCUUGGAAGGUGAUCAGCUGCUGAAGCCUUCGUUGCUGGAGCUAUUCUUUGAUGAGAUGAAGCAAUCGAGUGAAAUUGAUAAUACAGUGCCUUGCAAGUAGUGUGUAUAUAUUCGGAACUGUAAAUAUAUGGAAACCUCUUCAAGACCUGCAUCAAAAAUAAAAUGAGAAUAGGAAAUUUUA
Drosophila busckii is the source of this 592-nucleotide messenger RNA. RefSeq names its product thioredoxin domain-containing protein 17. Gene Ontology annotation, cellular component: cytosol. The transcript is spliced from 2 exons. Gene Ontology annotation, molecular function: protein-disulfide reductase [NAD(P)H] activity. Bases 92 to 511 code for a protein of 139 amino acids. NCBI's taxonomy places the organism in Eukaryota, Metazoa, Arthropoda, Insecta, Diptera, Drosophilidae. The record is from RefSeq and is a predicted model, not a curated record.